Messenger RNA from Aspergillus nomiae NRRL 13137, 1379 nucleotides. Its product is annotated as opsin family protein. The record is from RefSeq and is a predicted model, not a curated record. Bases 124 to 1062 code for a protein of 312 amino acids. Gene Ontology annotation, cellular component: plasma membrane; endoplasmic reticulum. The transcript has 5 exons. NCBI's taxonomy places the organism in Eukaryota, Fungi, Ascomycota, Eurotiomycetes, Eurotiales, Aspergillaceae.
UCGUUCAUUUCGACUGACACUUACCCUCUUGGACCCGUCACGAUCUUGAUUUCAGUUCGAACAUUGCGGGUGCUGCCACCUUAACUAAGCUUAUCGGAUACUAAACCUUGAAUAUACUUCAAGAUGAUCGAUCCACCCGCCGAGAUGAUCGACUUCUUCAAUACCCUCAAGACGAAGCCGCUGCCCGUGCCCACGACUACUCCGACGUCGGUGGCCCCCGUGCCCACCGUCCUCCCGGGCCAUAAUGCCAUUUUCCAGGAAUUGUCCAAGACCAGCCAACGGACAUUAUGGGUUGUCGUAGUGCUCAUGGCCAUAUCAUCUGUCGUCUUCUACAUCCUCGCCUCCCGAGCGCCCUUGACCAAGCGAGUCAUCCAUAACCUAAUCGCCAUCUCCACCACAAUCUCCUUCAUCGUCUAUCUCGCCCUCGCAACCGGUGAAGGCAUAACCUACAAGCAUGACAUCCUGACAGUCCACAACAAGCACGUCCCCAACACCCAUCAUGAUGUCUACCGUCAGGUCCUCUGGCUGCGGUACCUCAACUGGUUCCUGACAAACCCCCUGGCCCUCAUCAACCUUGCCCUUCUGUCUGGCCUCCCGGGCGCCCAUCUCCUCGUCGCCAUCGUCGCCGACUGGGUGAUGCUCGGCACCGGCAUCCUAGGCACCUAUGCCGGCCACACUCCCCGUAGAUGGGUUUGGUUCACGAUCAGCGCUAUCGCCUACCUCACGACUGUGUAUCAUGUUGGUGUGAACGGGGGCCGCGCGGCGGUGAACAAGGACGCCCAGACGAAGAGAUUCUUCGGUACAGUUUCGGGCGUGUCGCUUCUGAUCAAGGCUUUGUUCCCUGUGGCCAUCGCUGCCGGCGCCCUAGCUCUCAAAAUCAACAUCGACGCCGAGACCAUCAUCUUCGCUAUCCAUGAUAUCUUCCUGCAGGGUAUUAUCGGCUACUGGCUGAUCUUCGCGCAUGAUGCGGCACCUGGAAUUACCCUCUUGGUUGACGGUUUCUGGGCCCAUGGACACGGUAACGAGGGUGCCAUUCGCAUCACGGAAGAGGAGGGCGCCUAAAGCAAUGCGACAUGAUCUGACACAAGCACAUUCAGAUUCGAGUUUGGACGAGAAGGUCAUGUUUCGUGAAUACCUUACAAAAAAGGUACAGUUGGAGAAAGUGGGAUGACGUCAUACUGAGGUUGCACGGUCUGAGAUUGGACGAAUGGCGGAAAAGUGGAUUCGUUGACGCUCGUUACAUUCGCUGUUCUUUCGGGUUAUUGUACAGAAUCUGGGUCUGGUUCUCUCUUUACACUGAGUCGGCGUUGUUGAUCUGCGUGUGAAAGUGAUGGGAUAGGCUAUAAUAAUUUUAAUACAUGAACAGGUCCUCUGAUAUU